Cladophialophora carrionii CBS 160.54 is the source of this 1416-nucleotide messenger RNA. RefSeq lists its product as uncharacterized. Lineage: Eukaryota; Fungi; Ascomycota; Eurotiomycetes; Chaetothyriales; Herpotrichiellaceae. The coding region runs from base 1 to 1416 and encodes 471 amino acids. The record is from RefSeq and is a predicted model, not a curated record. Gene Ontology annotation, biological process: polysaccharide biosynthetic process. The transcript is spliced from 3 exons. Gene Ontology annotation, cellular component: membrane. Gene Ontology annotation, molecular function: acyltransferase activity, transferring groups other than amino-acyl groups.
AUGAACAUCAUGGAAAGAGCCCGCCGCGGCCUCCAGCGGCUGAGCCCAUCUAGAAUUCCACCCGACGUCAAGGAGCGUGUGAUGAAAGAAACGGGCUGGGCAGAUGGUUUGCGAGGGAUUGCAGCAGUUUUCGUCGUCUCAUCACACGUUGUUAUCUGCUAUGCGCGAAUAUUAAUUCCACCAUGUUGCGCCCCUUCCAGCAGUACGCCGUAUCUUUUUCAACGACCGAUCUUCCGCCUGGUCGCCAGCGGCCAUUCAUGGGUAGCCAUAUUUUUCAUCCUGAUGGGCUUCGUCAACGCCUUGAAGCCACUUCAGCUCGUCAGAUCUGGUGAAGUCGACAAAGCUCUGCAGAAAUUGGCAUCUUCAUCGUUCAGCCGCAUCUUCCGGCUUGUGCUUCCAGCCACCACUGCCACGAUCAUCAGCUGGCUCAUCUGCAAUUUUGGUCUUUAUUCAAUGUCUGCCCAGAGCGAUGCGUACUGGCUGCAUGAAAAUACCCCUGCACCCAGUUCGAGUUGGUCUUCAGCAUUCGUCGACCUGUUUCACGGUCUCGCCGCGACGUGGAUGUUCGGCGACCAGAAUCCGUACGACCAACCUCAGUGGGCUCUUGUCUAUUUGCUGCAGGGCAGUAUCAUGAUCAUUAGCGCCCUAUCACUUGUGGCAACCAUGACCCCGAGCUGGCGCACGACGACACUGUUCCUCCUGGCAUAUUGGUCAUUGAACUGGAGCCGCAUAAUUGGGGACCCCUGGACUGGUCUCUGCUGCUUUCUCGGCAUCACCUUGGGCGAACUCAGCCUGUCCAAUAUCCCCGUGGCGUUAGCCCCUUACUCGCCUUACUUGUCCCCACCGGUGAUUUUUCUGUCGCUCUUUCUCAUGUCGUAUCCUGGUUCUUAUGCCGAAUCUGCCUCCUGGUCUAUCUGGCUGAGAGACUUUGCAACAAGUUAUUUCCCGAACAACACACUCGGCGCCAUCGAGCGCAUCUAUGGCUCGCUUGGUGGCAUUUUGCUGGUUGCCGGUAUUAUUAUUUCGCCCCAUGCCCGCUGGAUGCUUUCUCGUCCACCACUCUUAUGGCUCGGAAGGGUCAGUUUUGCCAUCUAUCUUCUUCACGGAAUGGUCUUGCGGACCAUUUUUGCCUGGAUAUUGCACCUCGGUCAAUCAAAGGUAAUUCUGAGUGGCCAAGGGGAGGACGGGCAUGCGAUACUUGUUGAGCGGUAUCCAUUACCAGGUUCCUUCCAGCGCUUUCUAGCGACCGUGGUUAUGAGUGUCUGUGUUGGAGUCGCCAGCUACUUCUGGAAUCUGAAUUUGGAACCGUUCUUCGCGAAGAUUACUAGCAGACUCGAAGGCAUCGUGGCUGGGAAGGUCCAGCCGAUUGAGCCCAAGUCGAACGGGAGCACCAUCCUACCGUUGCGCAAGGAUUGA